This is a messenger RNA of Ailuropoda melanoleuca (giant panda), 7728 nucleotides long. It is a transcript of the gene SPTA1, whose product is annotated as spectrin alpha, erythrocytic 1. The transcript has 52 exons. Gene Ontology annotation, molecular function: protein binding; calcium ion binding. The record is from RefSeq and is a predicted model, not a curated record. Lineage: Eukaryota; Metazoa; Chordata; Mammalia; Carnivora; Ursidae. Bases 229 to 7407 code for a protein of 2392 amino acids.
GACUGUGGCUGGCGGGAUUCAGGGCCCAAGUUUUUUUUUUUUUUUCUUUUUUUUUUGACUCUUUCACAUAUGUAACGUUUCUUUCAUCUUUACCUGAAGAAGGCUAGACAAAUUCCUGAGAAUUGUCUCUCUUUCUCUCUGUCUUUUUCCUCCCUCUUUUGGAUACAUUUUAUCUUGCCAGGUUCUUGACCUUUCCGAAAAGUGAAACACUUUCCAAAGGAAACCGCUAUGGAGAGCAGUGGACCGAAGGUGCUGGAAACAGCAGAGGAGAUCCAGGAAAGGCGUCAGGAGGUGUUGACUCGCUACAAGAGGUUCAAGGAGCUGGUGGCCGAGAGGGGUCAGAAGCUUGAAGAUUCCUAUCACUACCAGGUUUUCAGGCGGGAUGCAGAUGACCUAGAAAAGUGGAUCUUGGAGAAACUCAAGAUUGUAGAUGAUAGGAGCUAUGAAGACCCAACUAACAUACAGGGCAAGUACCUGAAACAUGAAUCCUUCGAAGCAGAAGUACGAGCAAAAUCAAGGGUCAUUCCUGAACUGGAAGAAAUCAGGGAAGUCCGAUUUGCUGAGGGGCAUUUUGCCCACGAGGACACCAAGGCCCAUCUGGAAGAGCUGCACAAACUGUGGGACCUGCUGCUGGAGCUGACGCAGGAGAGGGGUGCCCUGCUGCUGCGGGCCCUGAAGCUUCAGCAGUACCUGCAGGAGUGCGCUGACAUCUUGGAGUGGAUCGGAGACAAGGAGGCUAUUGUGACGUCAGUGGAGCUGGGCGAGGACUGGGAGCGCACAGAAGUUCUGCACAAGAAGUUCGAGGAGUUCCAGGCGGAACUGGAUGCUCGGCAGGAGAAAGUGGAUGGAAUAAACCAGUAUGCCAACAAGUGCGCCGAGGAGAACCAUCCCGAGCUGCCCUUGAUCAAGCUGAAGCAGCAGGAGGUGAACGCCGCCUGGGAGCGUCUCCUGGAUCUGGCUCUGCAGAGACAGGAAACGCUGUCCGGCGCUGCAGAACUCCAGCGAUUCAGAAGGGACGUGACUGAAGCCAUCCAGUGGAUCAAGGAGAAGGAGCCUCAAGUCACCUCUGAGGACUAUGGCAAAGACCUCGUUAGCUCUGAGGCCCUGUUUCAUAGUCACAAGGGCCUUGAGAGGAACCUCGCAGUCAUGGAGGACAAGGUGAAGGAGUUAUGUGCCAAAGCGGACAAGCUGAUGCUUUACCAUCCUCCAGAGGCAUCUCAGAUCCAACAGAUGAAAAAGGAUCUGGUCUCCAACUGGGAACGCCUUCGAGCCUUGGCUACCAACAGAUACGCGAAGCUGCAGGCUUCCUAUGGGUACCAGAGGUUCCUAUCCGACUAUGAGGAGCUCUCAGGCUGGAUGAAGGAGAAGACCGCUCUGAUCAGUGCUGAUGAACUGCCCGCAGAUGUGGCUAGUGGGGAGGCCUUGCUGGACAGGCAUCGGCAGCACAAGCACGAGAUCGACUCUUACGAUGAGCGAUUCCAAUCUGCUGAUGAGACUGGUCAGGCUCUGCUGGACGCUGGUCACGAAGCUUCUGAUGAAAUUCGGGAAAAGAUGACAAUACUGGCCAACGACUGGGCGGCCCUGCUGGGGCUGUGGGACCAGCGGCAGCUUCAGUAUCUGCAGUGCAUGUAUCUGCACCUCUUCUAUCGUGACAGUGAGCAAGUGGACAGCUGGAUGAGCAGACAAGAGGCCUUCUUGGAGAACGAGGACUUGGGGAACUCCCUGGGCAGCGUGGAAGCCCUUCUUCAGAAGCAUGAUGACUUUGAGGAGGCUUUCACCGCCCAGGAGGAGAAGAUCACAACCUUGGACAAUAAUGCAACGAAGCUGAUUGACAGUGACCACUAUGACUCCGAGAACAUCGCAGCUCUCCGGGAUAGCCUCUUGGCCCGGCGGGAUGCCCUGCGUAAGAGCGCUGCCACUCGGCGCAAGCUCCUGGAGGAUUCAUGGCUUCUGCAGAAACUGUAUGAGGACUCAGAUGACCUAAAGAACUGGAUCAACAAGAAGAAAAAGUUGGCAGAUGAUGAAGACUACAAGGAUAUACAGAACUUGAAGAGCCGGGUUCAGAAGCAGGAAGAGUUUAAAACUGAAUUGGAAGAUUAUCAACGUCUGCUCGAUACACUAGAGAAAACCGGCCAGGAGAUGAUCGAGGCUGAUCACUAUGCCUCGGACCAGGUAGCUGCUCGUGUGAGUGAGGCUGUCAGCCUCUGGAAGGAGCUGUUGGCAGCUACAGAGCGGAAAGGGACCCAGCUGUUUGAGGCUAACCAGGAGCUUCAAUUCAAGAACACUGCGGAGGACUUGGAGCGCUGGCUGGGGGACGCGGAGCAGCAGGCAGCCUCCGAGGACUAUGGCAGGGGCCUGGCCGAUGUACAGAACCUACUCAGGAGACACGGCUUCCUGGAGUCCGCGGUGGGCGCUCAUCAGGAUCAGGUGGACAUCCUCACAGACCUGGCAGCAUAUUUUGAGAAAAUAGACCAUCCCGAUGCUGAUGACAUAAAAGCAAGGCAGGAGUCACUGGUGUCCCGGUUUGAAGGUCUGAAGGAACCACUGAGCACCCGGAAAAAGAAGCUCAUUGACCUUCUCCGCCUGCAGCAGAUCUGCAGGGACACAGAGGAUGAGGAAGCCUGGAUCCAAGAGACUGAGCCCUCAGUGGCUUCCACCUACCUUGGCAAGGACCUGAUUGUCUCCAAGAAGCUUCUGAACAGACACCAAGUUAUCCAGGAUAACAUUGCCAGUCACGAGCCUCGCAUCCAAGCGAUAACGGAGAAGGGAAACAAAAUGGUAGAAGAAGGGCACUUUGCUGCGGAAGACGUGGCCUCGAGGGUCAAGAGUUUGAAUGACAAUAUGGAGUCCCUCCAGGCUCGGGCUGCCAGACGGCAGAAUGAUCUUGAAGCCAACGUCCAGUUCCAGCAGUACCUGGCGGACCUGCAUGAAGCAGAAGCAUGGAUUCAAGAGAAGGAGCCUAUUGUAGACAACGCUAAUUAUGGGGCUGAUGAGGAAGCAGCUGGGGCCCUUCUGAAGAAACACGAGGCCUUCCUGGUAGACUUGAGUGCCUUUGGGAACAGCAUGCAGGCCCUGCGAGACCAGGCGGCGGCUUGCCAGGAACAACAGGCUGCCCCGGUGGAGGGAGCUGCUCGAGAACAGAGGGUGGUGGCUUUAUAUGACUUCCAGGCCCGCAGCAAUCGAGAAGUCACCAUGAAGAAAAAUGACAUCUUAACCCUGCUCAGCUCCAUCAACAAGGACUGGUGGAAGGUGGAAUCUGGCGACCACCAAGGCUUUGUGCCUGCUGUCUAUGUCAAGAAACUGUCUCAGGAUGAGCUUCCCACGCCCCCGCAGCGACAGCGAGAGGAACCAAGCAGCAUCACCCAGCGCCAGGAACAGAUUGAGAACCAGUACCGCUCCCUCCUUGAUCGGGCAGAAGAGCGCAGGCGUCGUCUCCUGCAACGCUGCAAAGAGUUUUUGCUGGCCUACGAGGCGGGCGACAUGCUGGAGUGGAUCCAAGAGAAGAAGGCGGAGAACACCGGGGUGGAACUAGAUGAUGUCUGGGAGCUGCAGAAAAAGUUUGAUGAGUUCCAAACGGACUUGAAGGCCAAUGAGCCUCGGCUGAGGGAUAUCAACAAGGUGGCAGAUGAUCUUCUCUUUGAAAAGCUUCUAACACCAGAAGGAGCUCAAAUACGGCAGGAGCUGAAUACUCGCUGGGACUCCUUGCAGAGCCUCGCGGAGGAGCAACGCCAGCUGCUGGGCAGCGCCCAUGCUGUCCAGGUGUUCCAAAGAGAAGCAGAUGAGACGAAGGAGCAGAUUGAGAAGAAGCACCAGGCCCUCCGUGCUGCCGAUCCCGGCUCAGACCUGUUCAGCGUGCAGGCCCUUCAGCGGCAGCAUGAGAUCUUCGAGAGAGACCUCAUGCCUCUGGGAGAAAAGGUGACCAUACUGGGGGAGACAGCAGAGCGGCUCAGUGAGUCCCACCCAGACGCUGCGGACGACCUGCGGAGACAGGGCACGGAGCUGAAGGAGGCGUGGGACAGCCUGCUGAAGGCCACGGAAGAUCGGAAGGAGAACUUGAAUGAGGCCCAGAAAUUCUACACGUUCCUCAUGCGAGCCAGGGACCUGGAGAACUGGAUCGGUAGCAUUGGUGGCAUGGUAUCAUCGGAGGAGCUGGCUGAGGAUUUAAUUGGCACGGAGAUCCUGCUGGAGCGACACCAGGAGCAUCGUGCGGACAUGGAGGCUGAAGCUCCUGCCUUCCAGGCCUUAGAAGACUUCGGUGCAGAACUUAUAAGCAGCGGUCACCGUGCCAGUCCCGAGAUUGAAGAAAAGCUUGAAGAGGUCAGGCUAAAGAAAGAGGACUUGGAGGAAGCGUGGAAGCAACGCAAGAGGAUGCUGGAUCAGUGUCUGGAGUUGCAGUUGUUCCGUGGGAACUGUGAUCAGGCCGAGAGCUGGAUGCUGGCGCGUGAGAACUUCCUGAGGUCAGAGGGCCACAGUUCCUUAGACACUCUGGAGGCCUUGAUGAAGAAACGGGACGAUUUGGACAAAGCACUCACUGCCCAGGAAAACAAGAUCAUGGAGCUAGACCGUGUUGCGGAGCGGCUCAUAGCGGAUGACCACUAUGCCAAGGAGGAGAUUGCUGCUCGGCUCCAACGGGUGCUGAUCAGAUGGAAUGCUCUCAAACAACUGCUGAUUGAUGAGCGGACAAAGCUUGGUGACUAUGCGGACCUCAAAAAAUUCCACCGUGACCUGGAGGACCUGGAGGAAUGGAUCAGUGAGAUGCUGCCUAUAGCCUGCGAUGAAUCCUACAAAGACCCCACCAACAUUCAGAGAAAAUACCUGAAGCACCAGGCCUUUGACAAUGAGGUCCAGGGCCGAGCUGAGGAGGUGGAGGGAGUGCUCAACUUGGGGAACUCUCUGAUUGAGCGGGAGGCAUGUGACGGCAAUGAAGACACCAUGAAGGGUCAACUGGAAGACCUGGAGGAACACUGGAACUACCUGCUUGAGAAAACAAUUGACAAAGGACAGAAGCUCGACGAGGCGAGUCGCCAACAGAGGUUCAACACAAGCAUCCAGGACUUUAAGUUCUGGCUCUCAGAGGCAGAGACACUGCUGGCCAUGAAAGAUCAGGCCAGGGACUUGGCUUCAGCAGGAAACUUGCUCAAGAAACAUCAGCUGUUGGAAACAGAGAUGUUGGCCCGAAAGGACGCACUCAAGGACCUGAAUGAGUUGGCUGAUGAACUGCUCUCCAGUGGGACCUUCAACGUUGACCAGAUCGUGGAGGAAAGGGAUAAUGUCAACGAGCGCUUCCUGAACGUCCAGGACUUGGCAGCGGCCCACCAUGAGAAGCUCAAAGAGGCCUAUGCCUUGUUCCAGUUCUUCCAGGACUUAGAUGAUGAGGAAUCGUGGAUAGAGGAGAAGUUGUUACGCGUGAGCUCCCAGGACUAUGGGAGGGACCUUCAGGGGGUUCAGAACUUGCUGAAGAAGCACAGGCGCCUCGAGGGGGAGCUGGUGGCCCACGAACCCACCAUCCAGAGUGUGCUGGAUACGGCAGACAGGCUGGGAGAUACGGCUGCUGUGGGGCAAGAGGAGAUCCAGGAGCGGCUGACUCAUUUUUUUCAACACUGGGAGAAGCUCAAAGAGCUGGCUGCCGCUCGGGCUUCAGGAGAGGAGUUUAGCGGUGCUGGGCAGGAAGAGGUGGACACCCCCUUCUCUGCCAGUGUAGCUGAGUCACCCCCCUGGGGCUUGCUAAAGAAACACGAAACAUUGGAAAAUGACUUUGCUGUCCAUGAGACGCGAGUGCAAGAUAUAUGUGCUCGAGGAGAAGACAUCUUGGAUCAGGAGAAAAGUCAGCAAAAGGAGAAGAUUUCUGCCAAGAUAGAGUCUCUGAAGGAAAAGGUGCCUUCUCUGUCCAGGGCAAUAAAUGCUUGGAAGUCACAACUGGAAGACGAUUAUGCCUUUCAGCAGUUUAACUGGAAGGCUGACAUGGUGGAGUCCUGGAUAGCUGAGAAGGAAGCAAGCCUGAAGACCAACGGCAACGGUACAGACCUCGCUGCCUCCCUCACUCUCCUGGCAAAGCAGGACACUCUGGAUGCCAGUCUGCAGAGCUUCCAGCAAGACAGACUGUCCGAGAUAACGGACCUGAGGGACCAACUGGUGUCUGCUCAGCACAGCCGGACCAAAGCCAUCGAGGAGCGCUACGACGCUCUGCUGAGACGCUGGGAACAGCUGCUGGAAGCUUCUGCGGCCCACAGACAGGAGUUGCUAGAGAAGCAGCUGCCCCUACAGCAGGCUGAGGAGCUGUUCAUGGAAUUUGCACACAAGGCCUCUGCUUUCAACCACUGGUGUGAGAACGCCGAGGAGAACCUGUCCGAGCCUGUGCACUGCAUCUCCCUGAACGAGAUCCGGCAGCUGCAGAAGGACCACGAGGCCUUCGUGGCCUCCUUGGUCGGGGCCCAAUCUGACUUCAACGAUUUGCGGGAGCUAGACCAGCAGAUUAAGGCCUUAAAUGUGCCCUCCAGCCCUUACACCUGGUUAACCAUGGAGGUGCUUGAGAAGUUCUGGCACCACCUGUCUGACAUCAUCAAGGAACGGGAGCAGGAGCUGCAAAGGGAAGAGGAAAGACAGGUCAGUAACUUUGAGAUGCGCCAGGAGUUUGAGCAGAACGCCAGUGCCUUCCUUCAGUGGAUCUUGGAGACCAGGGCUUACUUUCUGGAUGGGUCUUUGCUCAAAGAAACAGGAACUCUGGAAUCCCAGUUGGAAGCAAAUAAACGGAAGCAGAAGGAGAUCCAGGCCAUGAAGCGCCAGCUGACCAAGAUUGAGGAUCUGGGAGACAGCCUGGAGGAGGCUUUGGUUCUGGACAUCAAGUACAGCACCAUCGGGCUGGCCCAGCAGUGGGACCAACUCCACGAGCUGGGGAUUCGGAUGCAGCACAACCUGGAGCAGCAGAUCCAAGCCAAAGACACCAUAGGCGUGAGUGAGGAGACGCUGAAGGAGUUUAGCACAACAUACAAACAUUUUGAUGAGAAUCUGACGGGGCGCUUGAGCCACAAAGAUUUCCGGUCGUGCCUGAGAGGCCUCAAUUAUUACUUGCCCAUGGUGGAGGAGGACGAGCCUGAGCCCACGUUUGAGAAGUUCCUCGACGUCGUCGAUCCGGGGAGGAAGGGCUAUAUCUCCCUGGAGGACUACACCUCAUUCCUGAUCGACAAGGAGUCAGAGAACAUCAAGUCCAGUGAUGAAAUCGAGAAUGCUUUCCAAGCCCUGGCAGAGGGCAAGGCCUACAUUACCAAAGAGGACUUGAAGCAGGCCCUAACCCCAGAACAAGUGCAGUUCUGUGCCUCACAUAUGCAGCAGUACGUGGACCCACGAGGCCGAAGCCACCUCGCUGGCUAUGACUACGUGGGUUUCACCAAUUCCUUCUUUGGCAACUAAUAAGCAGCUUUUCCUGGAUCAUAGAAAAUCUUGGUGUGGUGGGAAGUACUGGGGGAGGAAGGAGACAGGCAAGUAUGGGGGAGGGGGAGAUAGUCGUGUGUGUGUGUGUGUGUGUGUGUGUGUGUGUGUGUACGUGUUUAUUACACUUAUUAGAGCCCCUGGAAAAGUCUCAGGCUUGGGGGAUAUAAGGCAUUCACAGAGCUGGGGGACAGGAGCCAUCACAAGCUUAUUUAGUAUGCAACCUGUCACUACUCAGGGGCCAAGCUCUCUAUUUUUUAUUUGUUGGGUUCUACACAUCUAUAUAACUUUAUUUGGUUUGGA